ACAGAGCUGCCGGAGAUUUCAACUGCACACAGAUGUCAGCAGCUCUACACUCCACAACUCUGACUACCGACAUGAACAACCUACCCGGGGACGAAAUUGGGAAGCUCUUUGUGGGAGGAUUAGACUGGAGUACUACACAAGAGACGUUACGAAAUUACUUCUCCCAGUAUGGAGAGGUUGUGGACUGUGUCAUCAUGAAGGACAAAAGCACAAAUCAGUCCAGGGGCUUCGGGUUUGUGAAGUUCAAAGACCCAAACUGCGUUCGUACUGUACUGGACACCAAGCCUCAUAAUCUGGACGGUAGAAAUAUUGACCCCAAGCCAUGCACUCCACGAGGAAUGCAACCUGAGAAGACACGGACGAAAGAUGGCUGGAAAGGAGGUAAAGGUGACAGCAAUAAAUCCAAGAAGAUAUUUGUUGGUGGAAUUCCUCACAACUGUGGUGAACCAGAGCUCAGGGACUAUUUUAACAGAUUCGGAGUGGUCACAGAGGUGGUAAUGAUCUAUGAUGCAGAGAAACAGAGACCCCGAGGUUUUGGAUUUAUUACUUUCGAGGCUGAACAAUCAGUGGACCAGGCUGUCAACAUGCAUUUUCACGACAUCAUGGGCAAAAAAGUUGAAGUGAAGAAGGCUGAGCCUCGGGACAGUAAAGUUCCUAGCCCUGGGCAGCUGGGAGUCAAUCAGUGGGCUCCCAGAGCCAUCCUGAAUGCAGCCAAUGGCUGGCCUGCACAGCCUGCUCAGACCUGGCAGCAGAGCUACAGCCCUCAGGGAGUUUGGGUGUCUGCUGGUCAGCCUUUAGGUGGAUAUUGCCCUACUUUGCCUGCAGGCAGAGGAGCUCCUGCACACGUGCCAUCUCACUUUAAUGCUUUUUUAGUUACGGCGCCUCCACCAGGAGGAUUUGGGGCACCUCAGGGAUAUCCACAGCAGGGCUACAGCACUCCUCCUCAGUUUGGGUACAGUUUUGGCACACCUCAAGUCGACCAGUUUUUACCACAAGGAAUUCCUCCCCCUCCCACAACUCCUGGAGCUGCUCCCCUAGGCUUUCCCCCAGCUACCACCCCUACUCAGGACAUGAGCAAAGCUCCUCCAGCACAGCCUGACUUCUCUUAUAGCCAGUACGGCUUGGGUAACUAUCCUCAGGACCCCUCUGCCUACGGACCAACGCGUCCCUCUCACAGUAAUGGUCAGGAUGAGCAGGGAAAUAGUGCAGGCUAUGGACAGGAUCUGAGUGGUUUUGGACAUGGCUUUGCUGACCCCAGCCAGCCAGCUGCCUCAUACGGUGCCCCUUCUGCACAACCCACAUCUGCACUGCAGCCCACCGCCAGCACUUUUGGUCGUGGGCAAAACCACAACGUCCAGGGCUUCCAUCCUUAUCGGCGCUGAGCGUUCCCCUCCAACCUCCGCAAUGCAAUACAAACAGUCAGGGAAAUUACUGUUCUGAUUACAAACACCACUGGAUGUGGGCCUGGUGUUUGAUGAACGUUAAUAAUGUUAUUGGAGGAUGGUUGUUUGUUUUGGUGUGUGUGUGUGUGUGUGGGUGUGUGUGGGCGUGCGUGUGCGUGUAAUUUCUGAACAGGGACUAUACUCCUACAUCAGGAGGACACAUUUGUUGUGCAUUUUAUAGUGAGACGGAGCUACAUAGCAAUAGAUUUUUUCGAUUGGUGAAACAUCAGCACAGAACCAUACCAGUCAAUGGAGUGACAGGGUCUCCCAUUCCUUCAGCUUUAAUUUUAUUAGGGUGGAAAUAGUUCAUUUUUCAAUUUUGUGCAUUUUUGUUUACUCUGAGCCUUUGACCAUUUUAUUUAAAUUUAUUUGAAAUAGGAAUUCCAAUUAUGUAUUAUAAACCUGAACUGUGCAAUUUUUUAAAUGAAUUUUCUACUAUUACAUGUGCGCUUUUCUGGUUUUUAUUUAAGGAUGUAGAGGAUUCCCUCAGGUGGCUGUUCUAGUGCACUUUGCACUUAUGCAAAAAAGAAAUGUUUUAUUUGAAAUAAAUGAUUUA
Messenger RNA from Trichomycterus rosablanca, 1998 nucleotides. RefSeq names its product DAZ associated protein 1 (gene dazap1). Gene Ontology annotation, cellular component: cytoplasm. The record is from RefSeq and is a predicted model, not a curated record. Gene Ontology annotation, biological process: central nervous system development; regulation of translation. The coding region runs from base 33 to 1382 and encodes 449 amino acids. Gene Ontology annotation, molecular function: mRNA binding. The transcript has 13 exons. Lineage: Eukaryota; Metazoa; Chordata; Actinopteri; Siluriformes; Trichomycteridae.